CGACCGCUUUCCCGAUGUUCUGUUUCUUCGAGAAUCGAAAGAUCGUAGGUACCACGAUACCACGUGGUCGAUCGGUAGUUUACACACUCUUGAAUCAGCCCGUUACAAGAACAUCGACGUAUCAAGGUCGAGGGACGGGGAAUGACACGUUCGUAUGUCGUUAGCCAACUGCUCCAUUCGGUUCACUCGCUAGUCGUCGGGAAUCAGUCAAACGGGUACAGAAGACGGACCUCUUCUAUACGAGCACGACAGGAUAAUAAGAAAACCGGCAAAAAAGCAGGUGCAGAAGGUGGAGGUGGAAAAAGAAGAAGAGCAGGAAGAAGAAGUCGAGGACGAAGACGAAAACGAGGAGAAAAAAAGAAGAAAAAGAAAAGAAGCAGAAGCAGUGAGGGAGAGAGAGAAAAAGGAGAGAGAAAGAGAAGAAAGAGAAGGAGAGACAAAGAAAGAAAGAACACUGGAAGAGAGGGGUAAUAGCUCAAUCGCGAGAGGCUCGACUCCCUACAUGCCUUUCAGCGAAACGAGCAACGCUGCUGAAGAGUGCGUGUAUUAACCAAAAGUGGGAAUCAAUUUGGUAGAUUCGACAGUAAUUUCGAUUCUGUCUUGGCGAUCCAGAUUCGGGACACUGCACGACAGAACGCGCGAAGAACAACGACUUCCCGGAAGAGUUACGGCGAGAUUCUUCGGAAUCGGGAAGGAGAGAUGUCCAACCGCCAGCCGGACGAUCCAUAUCCGGAAAUCAUCGAGCCGCCAGGCAGAAGAAGGACCGACAGUUUCGGCAAACUGUUGGUUCGAUUUCUCUCGAUUUACUGGAGAUCGUUCGUGAUCGUGUUAUGGCCGCUGAUUCUGUUACCUCUCGUCAUCGUCGUCGAAAGUACCGAGGCGAUAGCGAUGCGGUGUCUGUACGUGGUCGGUUUAAUGGCAGUGUUCUGGAUGACCGAGGUGCUUCCGUUACCGAUCACAGGUUUGAUCCCCAUCGUACUCUAUCCACUGAUGGGUAUAAUGAGCACCAGUGACACUUGCGCUUGCUACAUGAACGACACCACGAUGAUGUUUAUCGGUAGCAUGGUGAUCGCGAUCGUCAUUGAAAAUUCUGGCCUGCAUAUGCGUAUAGCGCUGCUGAUCAUUAAAACGAUCGGUUGCAGUCAUCGAAGAUUAACUCUGGGCCUGUUCUUUGUCACCAUGUUCCUGUCGAUGUGGAUUUCGAAUACUGCCGCUACCGCCAUGAUGUUGCCUAUCGUUGAGACUGUUCUCCUGGAACUGGAAGCGGUAAGCGAUAUACUAUUAUGUAGCCUCGUCCACUCGCACAGGAAGAAAAACCUUGUCACGCUUUCGUCUUCGUAUUUCCAGCAAGGCUUGGGUAAUAUGUUCAUCUGUGAGGAGAACGGUUGCGGGGAAGAGAGUACAGAACACGGUAAAAGGCCAACUAACGUCACAAUGGUGUACUAUCUUGUGGCAGCGUAUGCUUCUAGCCUCGGAGGUGUGGGCACGUUGGUCGGGUCCGGAACCAAUUUGACGUUAAAAGGAUUUUUUGAGAAGCGGUUCCCAAACAGUCCAGGCAUCAGUCUGACAUCGUGGAUGGUUUACUCGGUUCCACCUAUGCUCUUGAUGAGUUUUCUUACUUGGAUGUGGCUUCAGAUCAUGUACAUGGGAAUGUUUAGACCACGAAGCAAAGAUGCACUUGCCAUCGAUAUCGGUACACAAGGUGAAAAGGUCGCAGCCGCUGUGAUCGAGAAAAAAUAUAAAGAACUCGGCUCUAUUACAUGGCACGAAUCCGUCGUCGGGUUCCUUUUCGUUACCGUCGUGUUACUUUGGUUCCUCAGAAACCCUGGAUUUGUUCGAGGUUGGCCAACUUACAUCACUAAUUUACAAGUUAAAGAUUCAACGGCGGCUGCUUUCGCGGUGCUUCUCUUCUUCAUUUUGCCAUCCAAACUCGAUUUUCUUCGGUCAUUCGAUUCGGAUCCUGCCAAUCGCCCUACCAAACCCUCACCCAGUAUGAUUACUUGGAAGCUGAUACAUCAAAAGAUGCACUGGAGUUUGAUCUUGGUACUGGGCGGUGGAUUCGCUAUCUCGGCAGGCAGUACCACUUCCAAACUAUCUACCAUAAUUGGAAACUCUUUGACCGGCUUGAAAUCGAUAAACCCAUUUACGAUACUAUUUAUCGUUUGUGUAUUUGCGGAAACCGCGACGGAACUGACCUCUAAUGUUGCAGUUGCAAAUAUCAUUUUACCAGUUUUAGCAGAAAUGGUAAGAAAUUUCGACUUGUAUAGUCCAUUUUUUAUCUUCUUUCUUUCUUUACAUGUUAUUUUAAUUGUUGUUAAUCUUUGUUAUAUCUUGUUUCAGUGUGUUGCCAUGCGAAUACAUCCUUUAUACUUGAUGCUGCCAGCUUCUCUCUGUUGUUCCUUUUCAUUCCACUUGCCAGUUGGUACUCCACCAAACGCGAUUGCCACAGCAGCUGGUCAUAUAAAAACCAGGGAUUUUGCCAUAGCUGGAAUAGGUCCUAGUACCAUAACGCUUCUCGUCACGACGCUUGCUUUCUCCACAUGGGGUAACUUCGUCUUCAACUUAGACGAAUUUCCAGAUUGGGCAACAUAAAGCACUUGCACGCUUACAAGUUUACAUAUUCUCAUACUUUUUACCUGCGACAUGACGCGUUACGAACAAGUUGAUAUUGCUAUAUUUAUUUAGCACUUGUUAACGCUCUAACAUUUUAAUAACAUUUCGACCAAAUAAUUAUAUCGAACGUAUUAAAUCGGCUGUAAACGUUCCGCUUCGGAAACUUUC
This is a messenger RNA of Megachile rotundata (alfalfa leafcutting bee), 2781 nucleotides long. Its product is annotated as protein I'm not dead yet. Gene Ontology annotation, biological process: citrate transport; transmembrane transport; succinate transport. NCBI's taxonomy places the organism in Eukaryota, Metazoa, Arthropoda, Insecta, Hymenoptera, Megachilidae. Gene Ontology annotation, cellular component: plasma membrane. The record is from RefSeq and is a predicted model, not a curated record. Gene Ontology annotation, molecular function: succinate transmembrane transporter activity; citrate transmembrane transporter activity.